This is a messenger RNA of Monoraphidium neglectum, 225 nucleotides long. RefSeq lists its product as hypothetical. The record is from RefSeq and is a predicted model, not a curated record. The annotation marks the transcript as partial. NCBI's taxonomy places the organism in Eukaryota, Viridiplantae, Chlorophyta, Chlorophyceae, Sphaeropleales, Selenastraceae. The transcript has a single exon.
GGGCAGGACAUCAAGUGCGCCAUCGACUCGACCCUCAAGGAUGCGGCCUCCAACCUGAUGGAGAAGGUGACUCAGCAGGUGGCGGCUGACGCCGCCGGCGCUGACUCAGCGAAACCCGCUGAUGCGAGGCCGCCGGCCCUGAAGAACGGCGCGGGCAGCAGGGCCGCCUCGGCAGGUGUGGCGCUCGGCGCCCUGGCAGCGGCGGCGGCCGCGCUGGUGCUGUGA